Gigantopelta aegis is the source of this 3978-nucleotide messenger RNA. RefSeq names its product mucolipin-3-like. Gene Ontology annotation, molecular function: NAADP-sensitive calcium-release channel activity. Lineage: Eukaryota; Metazoa; Mollusca; Gastropoda; Neomphalida; Peltospiridae. The coding region runs from base 149 to 2056 and encodes 635 amino acids. The transcript has 15 exons. The record is from RefSeq and is a predicted model, not a curated record. Gene Ontology annotation, cellular component: lysosomal membrane; plasma membrane.
CGGAUCGCAGUUCCUCAAAAUUUUUGUUGUGCCCUGUACUCGGACCCAGAAGUAUGAAUGUUGCUUUCGCUUCCGCUUCCUUACCAUGAGGAUAUUGAAAUAGUCAGACUGGAAAGUAAAACUAAUAGGUGUUCAAAUUCAAGCAUCAAUGUUGAAUAGUUCAGCUUCAAAGACAUCAGAAUUGGAUAACAUGGCGAGUGUGGAAAGAGUUGUAGGCAUCAACUCCGCUGAACAUUGUGAUGGGCAUCAUGGUCACCAUGACAACAUCAUUCCAGACAAUGACGAGACUCCCAGUUUGUGUGCACCUCUCACCAGAGUUUCGUCAUUCUACACUCCGUCAAUGGAAAACAAACUGCAGCGGAAGCUCAAGUUCUUCUUCAUGGAUCCAUGCAGUAAAUUCAAAGCGAGACGCAAAAUACCAUGGAAACUGAUCCUGCAGAUUUUGAAAGUUAUUGUUGUUACCGUACAGGUCUAUUUGUUCGGGCUGCAGCGGUACAGCAUCGUGGAGUAUUUUGAGAAAAACCACAUUGCUCUGAAGCACCUCCUACUUAAAAACUGGGAUCCUUCCUUUGAGACGAUGCCCUAUCCACCAGCAACUGGCGCAUACGCCAUUUACACACGACAAGAACUUGCUGAAUAUAUCAACUUUGCAAUGUAUCAGUAUUAUCACACUCCCAACAUAGCGCUGGCUUCCUUUCGAUACAGAACACAAAACGAAACUUUGAUACCUCCCAUGGAAUUUUGUCAGCAAUACUACAACACUGGCAAAAUAUUUCCAAAUGGAUCAUUUAUCAUAAACCCAGAAAUAGUAUUUCAUUGUUUUGAUCUAUUUCCUAUUGAGUUCUGGAAUACCACAACAAACUCCACAGACUUCAUUUUUGACAUUGAUCAGGUCAUGAAAAAAACUAAUAACUCUUUUGAAUGGGACAGGUUGCUGGAAGUUGACCUCAAGCUGUCGUACAAUUCUUACCACUUGAAUCUGUUUGCUGCUCGCUGGGGCCCUGCCUGCUUCAGUCUUAAUAUUACGGUGGCUUUUGAUAAUCGCAAUAGAGAUGGGCAGAUGUUGAUAGCAGUGAAUAUGGAUGCCACUGAGAUAAAAUGUCAUAACAUGAAUCAACAGAAUUCCAAUGGAGGUCUCAGCCAGAUUGUGUUUGAUGGUUUUGUUAUUGGCGUGUGCAUCCUGUCAUGUGCACUCUGUCUACGAUCAGUAUACAGAGCUCAGAAACUGAGGAAGGAAACGGUGAUAUUUUUCAACAAUCGUUUCGGCAAGCAGUUGUCCAUGUCAGACAAGUCUGAGUUCAUCAACCUGUGGUAUCUCCUGAUCAUCAUCAAUGACAUCCUCACUGUCACGGGUUCAGCCUUCAAAAUUCAGCUGGAGGACCAGUUAAUGACGUUUGAUGCUUCAGUUGGAAGACAGAAAUUCAAAAGCUCCUCCCAGAACUAUGAUGUUGGAAGUCUGAUGCUGGGCGUUGGGUUGUUGUUAGCGUGGAUUGGAAUUCUCCGAUAUCUCGGCUUCUUCAAGACCUAUAACGUUUUAAUACUCACUUUGAAAGCAGCGUUCCCCAACGUUCUCAGGUUCAUGGUGUGUACACUGUGCAUGUAUUUUGGUUUUGUCUUCUGUGGAUGGCUGGUUCUGGGACCUUAUCACAUCAAGUUCCGAAGACUGAGCACAGCCUCUGAGUGUCUGUAUUCGUUAGUAAAUGGGGACGACAUGUUUGUUACGUUUUCGGCAACAGUGACAGACAGCCAAGUGAUCUGGUAUUUCAGUCGCACGUAUCUGUACAUCUUCAUCAGCCUGUUCAUCUACGUGGUCCUCAGUCUCUUCAUAGCUCUCAUUAUGGAUACAUAUGAGACGCUCAAGCAUCAUUACGAAAAUGGUUUUCCAAGAAGUGAUUUGUGGAAAUUUAUAGACCAGUGCAAAGAUAGUCCGGACUCAGAGCUCUAUCGUCGUGACAACAAGGGUUGUAAUUUAUUUGACAAGUUGUUCUGUUGCUGCAAAGAUGAUGACCCUGAUAAGCCAAGUGAACGAAAACACCUACUACACAGAUCUCUGUGAAUCAGUUUUGUGGACCUAAACAUUUUUGUUAAGACAUUUAAUGAAUAAUACUUCAUUCCAUUAGUGCAUUUCAUCAUAUUAAAGCAUUAACACUGUAAACCAAUGUGCAUGCAUUUUCACUGAACUGGUGUAGAAACUGUUCAUAUAGUUUUAGCUGAAGCUGUUUCACUUUAUUUUAAUAGCUCUGUUGUGUAAACAGCUAAGUAAAGAAUACUCACUGAGUGGCCAUUAUAGAUACCAUUUAUCUCUCAACAAGUAUCUAAGGAACAAAAGUCAGUUGUAAGAUAAAUGGUAUCUUACAGUCACAAAUGUAGUCAAAUAAAUUUAACUGCCUUUUUCAACUAAAACCUAUUUUCAACUAAAACAUUUGUUGUUAACUUAUAUUUGACAGACAAAUCUAUUUCAUGUUAACUUAUAUGUGACUUGAUCUCAAUUGAGUUCAAUGGAUGGUAUGGCCUUGGCUACCUGGUCAUCACCUAGGAGCAGCCAGUCGUAUCUCUUUAAAUUGUUAUCACACAUAUGUGUGUAAUUAAUGUGUUACCAAAAAUAACUAAUGAUGUUUUCACCAGUUUCAGAUGUUUGUAGAUUGCCAGUAUGAAUCUGACACUAGUCACUGUUAAAGAACCAAAGAAUGUUCAAUUGUAUAAUUUAGUUUUAGCCUAACCUGUUGGUCUGUUCCUUCAAGAUUUUACAAAAUGUUAGUAUUAUAUAAUGUUUAAUUUGGUCAGUCAUUCAACAUUACGAAUACUGGUAAAUUUAAGGCCCAAAACACCAGGUCUGGCAGGCUUUCUGUUAGAAAAUAAUUUGAGGGUACAUAAUAAAAACAAAACAGACCAAAAAUGCCCCUACUAGUUUGAAUUUUUUUUUAAUUGGACACUGCAUUUUAUGUACUUUAAUAAAUUUAAACAUUAGUUCUCUUACUAUAAUCUUUCAAAUUUUUUAAAAUAAAUAUAUCCAUUAAUUUCCAAGAUUUUAGGGUACAUAAUUUUACCCUCUGGCAGAACCCUGUUUGGGUCUGGUGAGAAUGGUACCAGUUGAAAAAGAAAUAUACUGAAUAAACAUAUGACAAAACACUGCAACUGUGCAUGCCUCUGAAAAUUGUGAGAACAAUCAUUUCGUUCAUGCAUAGUUCACACAAAUCUAAUUUAGCGUAACCUAUUUCCUGUUUGUGCAUUAAAUUUAGGACAUUAUUUAUAUGGACAUAACAGGUUACACAAAAAGUAAAUGGGUUACCAGAAAUUUUUUUUGCGUAACCCAUAAAUGGUUUAUGCAAAUAUUUAAUUCUCAGAGGCCUGCUGUGAUGGCACGAACUACAGAGCUGACAACAACGUGUACCAUAUUUUGACAGCGCCAGACUUGUCAGACCCGGACUCAUCUUCAGUGUGUUUUGGGCCUUAGCACAAUACUUGCUUCAAGAUACAGUUCAAUGUCACCUUGACCGUGCCGAGUUCAAGGUCAUCUGGUCAUCCAGUGUUUUGUUCAAAGUUAAUGAAUGGCAUGUACUGUAGUUAAGUGGUUAAGAAUUCUCAGUAUUUGGCUGCAUAUUAGUUUCACGUUGAUAUAUAUUUUUUUUCAUUUUUUUUUUCAUAUAAAUGUAUGUAUCUCACAUAUCUCAGGAUGAAAUACAGGAAUUGAUGGUUCUUGUUGACCAUGUUUAUAAUUUUGUUUAAAUUAUAUAUUGGUAAAUAUCUGAAAAUGAUCGUUUAUGCAGUCAUAUUAUUUCUAUGAAAUAGGAGUGAAGUCAUGAGAACAUGUAGAUGAUAACAUUCCAUGAUUCUGUUGGUGCAUUGGUAGACAUGUGUUAGCACUUCAUUCAUUCUUUCAUUUCAUCUUACUUUCAGGCUUAUAUCCAAUUGAGAUUCUAGCACACUGUCCUGGGCACACACCUCAGUUAUCUGGGCUGUCUGUCAAAGACAGUGGGU